Alexandromys fortis (reed vole) is the source of this 926-nucleotide messenger RNA. RefSeq names its product fibroblast growth factor 16 (gene Fgf16). The coding region runs from base 174 to 797 and encodes 207 amino acids. Gene Ontology annotation, biological process: animal organ morphogenesis; positive regulation of endothelial cell chemotaxis to fibroblast growth factor; positive regulation of gene expression. NCBI's taxonomy places the organism in Eukaryota, Metazoa, Chordata, Mammalia, Rodentia, Cricetidae. The transcript has 3 exons. Gene Ontology annotation, cellular component: cytoplasm. The record is from RefSeq and is a predicted model, not a curated record. Gene Ontology annotation, molecular function: growth factor activity; fibroblast growth factor receptor binding.
CACGCUCCCAGCCGCUAAGAAGUUCUUUGGACGCGAACAGACGUGUGCUGCAGCUGGGCAGAGCACGGAGCCUCGCAGCGAGCGAGCGCCGCCGACCCGCCCGCGCCUGCCGCGGGGAGAGGCAGUUCGCGCCCCGCGGCCCCGGUUCAGCCCGCACCGCCGCCAGCCCCGUCAUGGCGGAGGUGGGGGGCGUCUUUGCCUCCUUGGACUGGGACCUGCACGGCUUCUCCUCGUCUCUGGGGAACGUGCCCUUAGCUGACUCCCCGGGUUUUCUGAACGAGCGCCUGGGCCAGAUCGAGGGGAAGCUGCAGCGCGGCUCGCCCACAGACUUCGCCCACCUGAAGGGUAUCCUGCGGCGCCGCCAGCUCUACUGCCGCACCGGCUUCCACCUGGAGAUCUUCCCCAAUGGCACCGUGCACGGCACCCGCCACGACCACAGCCGCUUCGGAAUUCUGGAAUUUAUCAGCUUGGCUGUGGGGCUGAUCAGCAUCCGGGGAGUGGACUCUGGCCUGUACCUAGGAAUGAAUGAACGAGGAGAGCUCUAUGGAUCAAAGAAACUCACACGUGAAUGUGUUUUCCGGGAACAAUUUGAAGAAAACUGGUACAACACCUAUGCCUCCACCUUGUACAAACACUCGGACUCGGAAAGACAGUAUUAUGUGGCCCUGAAUAAAGACGGCUCACCCCGGGAGGGCUACAGGACUAAACGACACCAGAAGUUCACUCACUUCUUACCCAGGCCAGUAGAUCCUUCUAAGUUGCCCUCCAUGUCCAGAGACCUCUUCCGCUAUAGGUAAUGGACCUCUGGUGCCACCUCUGUGACCCGUGUACUCUGUGGCCAUGGUUGGCUCUGCAAACACUAUACUCAUAGCUUUUCAGUCCUUCCUUCCUAUCAAUUAGAUAACAGAGAAGCACUUACUGUUCAA